AAUGUGACGUUUUGAAAAACAAGCAUCAACCCUCAACUACAACAUCAAGGCUGGUUGACCGUUUUUGUAAUGGAGCCAAACGUCCGGCGUUGACUGGAUCAACCAGUCAAAUUUACUGCUCAGGUCCACCGAAGCUUCAUCCUGUGAUUGCAGAACCAUCUCAAAUGCAAUUCAAUGAAGAAAUACCUGAAAUUGACUGUGUACUCACAGAUGAGGGUGUGAGAUGUGAGACUGAUCCAAAAUCUAGUCAAGAACUUCCUGUGCAAAAGGAUGAAGAGGAGAUUGUCGAGAUGGAUGCUGCAGCUUGUAUUAGGAUUAAUGUUCUCCCUCAGGAAGUGGCUAAACAAUGCUUUGCUAGUCAGUUGAUGGAAGAUCAAGACAUUGCUGCACCACCAGAGAUAAUGCAUAAGACCUCUUUGUUAUAUACACCUCAAGACACCAUCUCAACAAAAGAACAGCACAUGUGGAGGUUGGAAAAAGCCAAUGGUAACUGUUCAUCAGAGGGAAAUUUGGUUGCAGAACAAACCAAUUGCCAAUCAAAUAUAGCACAUCCACUGAAAGCCAUGACGCAUCUGGUGAGGCUGGUGGGAGAACAACACCAAACUGAAAAAUGUGAGAUUUUGAAGAAUGAGCAUCAGCUUGCAAAUGCAACAUCAAAGAUGGAUGACCGUUUUUGUAAUAAAGCCAAAUGUUCUGUGUUGACAACUGGAUCAACCUGCCAAAUUGAAUAUACCAGUCCACCGAAACUUAAUCCUGUGAUCGCAGAACCAUCUCAAAUGCAAAAUGAAUUUAACAAAGAAAUGCCUGACAUUGACUAUAUGCUCAACGAUGAGAGUAUGAGAUAUGAGACUGAUCCAAAACCUAGUCAAGAACUUGUUUUGAAAACAAAUGAAGUGGAGACUGACAAGAUGGACGCUUUAGACUCUAUUAAGAUCAAUGUUCUCCCUCAUGACAUGGCUGAGCUAUGGUUUGCUGGUGAGAUGGAAGGUAAGGAUUUGCAGAAAGACAUUAAUGUUCAUAUUACCACCGAGGACCAGGUUAAAGUUCAAGUCCUAGAGCUCAUGUCUGAAAAAGAAUUACUCCUAGAAGAUGUGAAGCCAAAAGAGGGUAAAUAUCAAAGUUCUAGUGGUGAAAAGUUGGAGUCUUACUGUUGUCUUGCUAAAUGGUUUAAAACUUUAGAAUAUGGAGAUGGCUCAUUGUGUACAUGCCAGAGAAAAGCAGAGUUCAGAGAAGAGACUAAAACUGAGGUCCACGGCGCAAGUUUAGAGUUGCAGACUGAAAAGGAGGAUCUUAACGAAUUAGUGGAACUGGACAAUUCUGCUGAUGAUUCUGAAACAACAGAUGAUUCUGAAACCACAGAGGACGAAGUUCCCAGUAGGAUCGUUUGGAAAGGGGUUAAGAAAAAAAUUCUGAAGGACAUAUCAAGUUCUGAAGAGGUUUGUAGCAUGGAGACUGAAUUUGCAGAGCAGACAAGAGAUGACUCCCCUUCAAAAUGUGCAACAAAUGUGACCAUGAAAAAUGAGAUUGAGCAAGACACCCCAACUCCUGAUUUGAAAAGGACGACCAAUACUAUUUGUCUUGCACUGUAUGGGUCAUCUUCUGGAAGAAAAGAAGUGAAGCUAACUAAAAGAUCUAAAGGGAAAGAAAGUUGUGAAGAACCCCCAGAAACUCUUCAAAUAACUAUACUCUCUCAUCAGAAGAUUAAGCCAACGAAUUGCAAAGGGGUGGAAGCACAGGAUGAAGAUGUUGUGGAUAAGAGAGCGAGACUACAAAAAGCAUCCUUCAAAGACCUGGCUCUUCAUAGAACCUUGCCCUCACAUCCUAUUUCUGAACUCCGCAAAAAUGCACUUUCAUCUACCUCAAUCAAAAAACUGCUUGGUCCAAGUGCUAAUGCAAAAAGUGGCGUCUGUUUGGGUAAGGGAAACAAGCGAAAGAGACUGCCUAAGUUAUUGACGCAACAAAUGUCUAUGAAUAAAUAUGUCAUCAGAAGGAAGACUGCGCCAUCCAAACUAUUGCAUUCAGCCGAGAACAUAACAAAAAGUAAAUACGAGUUGGGGAACCCUGCUUUGAUGCCAUUGGAGGAGGGUCUUUCAUUGGAAUUCAAAGUAUUGCCAGAGUCUUUUAACUUUGAAGAUGGAGCUGAACUCAAUUGCGCUCAAGCCGACACGGCACAGAGUUCACAAAAUGGGAUGUCAGGCCCAGAAGAUCAAGUUAAGCAGAUGGAAACUAAUUGUUCGCCAACACAAGGUGUUUGGAGUUUCAGCCCCUUGAAGAAAAAGCGCACUCAGCCCAUCCAGGUCACAGACGUCUCCGGCACAUGUAGCCUCUUCCAGGAGUUUAAGAGGAGAUAUCAUAAAAAGAAGGAAAUCGCCCCAAAGUAGAAUUCCAAUGAAAGACCUUGAUUCCUUAUUAAAAUUUAAGCAAAUUGUU
This is a messenger RNA of Rhinichthys klamathensis goyatoka, 2430 nucleotides long. RefSeq lists its product as uncharacterized. The coding region runs from base 165 to 2381 and encodes 738 amino acids. The transcript has 3 exons. Lineage: Eukaryota; Metazoa; Chordata; Actinopteri; Cypriniformes; Leuciscidae. The record is from RefSeq and is a predicted model, not a curated record.